AGCCCUAGAAUCUCUCUCAGAAUUCAAUUGUGAUUGCAUAAUAUGGCUGAUACCGGCAUUAUCCUCAUCAGUCCUCUUAUACCUGAGGCACUUUUCAAAGCAAAGUCAAUCGCUGGGCAGGUCGGCUUUGCCCCUGUUCUGCAGAAGCAGUUGGAAGGUCUUGAUCCGUCGCUAACUGAAAUUCAAGAUGUUGCACGACACGCCGAGCAGAGGCAAGAAAGUGAUGCGGCCAUCAGGCUUUGGUUGCAGAAGCUCAACGAUGCUGUUUAUGAUGCGUUGGAUUUGCUUGACAAGUGUGAUUACGGUAUACUGGUUCUUCAGAAGGAAGUUCAGACUUCAAUCCGGAGGCAGAAACAGGUGCACGCCUUCUUUUCUAUGGCUAAAAAAUUUAAGAUGAUUAAUGAAUCUUUAGCUGAAAUUAGAAAGGUGGUAUUUAUUAAUCUCAUUAUCCAACUUGGAGAGCAAAACAGUGCAACUGCUUGGCCAUAUGAUGAGAUGACUCAACAUCCAAUCUCUGGCAUUUCAAUAGUAGGUAAUGCAGGAGUUGGAAAGACAACAGUAGCCAGGUCAGUUUAUAUGAAGGCAAAGGAAGAAAAGCUCUAUGAUGUAGUAGCCUGGGUGUGUGUAUCUGAGGAUUUUAAUCGUCAAAGAAUUUUGGGUGAGAUGUUAGAGUAUUUUCAUGUCCGUCCAAAUAAAAAUAAUACAAUUGAUGCACUGCUUCAUGAUCUAGGUCACCAACUAGAAAACAAAACUUUUCUUCUCAUUCUUGAUGAUGUGCGGGAAAGAGAUGCUCACAACUGGACUGUUUUUGCAUCUAGUUUUUCAAAUAUUGUGAAAACCAAUGGGAACUCUACUGUCCUAACAACCCGUUGUGAAACUGUAGCAUCUGUGCUAGGGAAAGAGUUUCCUAUUUGUAGAUAUGAUUUGCAGAGUCUAUCUGAUGAUGAAUGUUUGGGGAUAAUUGAGAAGGUAGUUCUGAGAUCAUCUGCAAAUGCUUUGAUAUCUUCAAAGCAUUGGUUGCCACUGGUUGCAAAACAAUGUGGUGGCUUGCCAUUGGUUGCAUCUGCCAUCGGAGGAACAUGGAGCAAUCAAUUUGAGUGUAGAAACAAUACAGUUUUAUCUGUAUUAAAAAUGAGAUUCUUCGAUUGUAUGCCUUCAACUUUGAAAAAAUGCUUUUCUUAUUGUUCAAUCUUUCCGAAAGAUUUUGAAAUUAGAAAAGAUGAUUUAAUUCAACUAUGGAAGGCCGGAGGAUUUCUUCAACAAAUAUCUGGUGAAAGCCCUAUGACAAUGGAGGAUAUUGGAAAUGAGUACUUUAAUGAGUUGGUAUCCAAUUCCCUAUUCCAAGAUGUGAGAAGGGAUGCUUGUGGCAAUGUUGAAUCUUGCAAAAUGCACGAUGUAGUGCAUGAUCUUGCUCUGGCUGUUUCGAAUGCUGUAACUUUGAUUUGGGAGAAUGGUUCCAAUAUUGAUGAGACUUCUACCAUUCGCAAUUUGAGAAUCAAGCAUGACGGGUUAGUGCAUCCAGCCAUUCCUAGAGGUAUUUCUCAGAGGUUGCAUUCUUUGUUUUUGGAGGGCGAAUUUACCAUUAACAUGGAAUCAGAUCCGAAAGGCUUGCGAUCUUUAAAAUUAGUCAGAGCUAAAACAGAAGUAUUGCUUGCUUCUCUCAGGAAAUUGAAACAAUUAAAAUACCUUGAAAUAGCUGAAAGCAAAAUUGAAACAUUACCUGCAGGAUCUUUCUCCGAGCUCUACUUGUUGCAGACUUUAAAGGUUAUGCAGUGCAGUCAUCUUCAAAAGAUUCCUAGUCUUGGACUGUUGCCUAGUCUCCAGGUUCUUUACAUUUGUGGAAUGAAUAUGGUAAGAGACAUUUCACAUGAGUGGCUUGGUGGCCUCACCAACUUAAAGGAGUUGCGAAUGGGUCCUUUCUGGUCGAAUUUGGAGAAAUUUCCUGGGCUCUCUUCCAUUCCUGACCUCCAUGCCUCUCUUGAAUCUUUGAGUUUGGAAGGAUGGGAUAAACUAAAUUACUUGCCAGAUGAGUUGCAACAUCUCACUGCCCUCAAGAAAUUGAACAUAUCGAGGUUUGGUAGCCUAGAAGAUCUGCCGCAGUGGUUGGAAAACCUCCAUUCUCUUCAACAGCUGAAAAUUGAACAUUGCCAUCAGUUGAAAGGUCAACCUUCUCUUCAAGACAUGCGACUGCGAGGCCUCGACAACUUAAAUUCCUUUGCCAUCGUCUCUGAAGAAAGUCUGUCCACCCAGCGGCGUCGCCAGAAUUCAAGGCCCAGCUCCUCCUUUAGCUCUGCCAUUGAGUCUAUCGAUCUAGAGAAAGUGCUUUUACCGAGUGCCAUGCCCUCCCCCAAGUUUGCCACUAACGAAGGGCUAGACGUAGGGAACAUUAACAAAGUUCCAAUGGAAGUCUUAUCUCGUGUUGGAGAUUCUUUUUUAUAUGCUAUAUUUGACUUGCUAUUCGAAAAGUUAAAGGAAUAUCUAAGUGAUCAACUAUGGGAUUCAAAGGAGGAAAUACAUGCCCAGAUGGAAAGUUGGAUGACUCUAUUGCCCAAAAUUACUGCUCUACUUCAACAUGCAGAAGAAAAUCAAGUUGCCAACCAGUUUGUGAAGUCAUAUCUUGAUGAUCUCAGGGACUUGGCUUAUGAUAUGGAGGACAUACUCGAAGAGUUUGUGAUUGAUGCCAAGAGGUCUGAAUUGAUUGCAGAAUCUAAAGCCAGACCUAGCAAGCAACAAAGAAUCAUCUCUGGUGUCAAGAAUUUUUUUAGCUCUAAUAAGGCUAAGCCCAAUCAAGAGAUUAAUUCCAUGGUGAUGGAUUUGAGCGGUAGAUUGCAAAAAAUUGAAAAUGGGAUGCGUACUUUGGGCCUGAUCAAUUUGGCUUUGAAACUUGAAGAUAGGUCUCACAAAGUAGUUGCAAAAAGACUAUCUGAGUCUUUUGUUCUUGAAGAUAAGGUGUGGGGUCGAGAUGAAGAUAAAGAUGCUAUUGUUCAGAGGUUGCUAAAAGAUGGAGGUAGUCUUGAACAAGACUUUGUUAUUCCCAUUGUCGGAAUGGGUGGACUAGGCAAGACAACUCUUGCUCGGCUUGUUUACAAUGAUAAAAAACUAGAAGGCAAGUUUGACUUGAAGGCAUGGGUUUCAGUUUCUGAUGAGUUUGAUGUUGCUCGAAUAACAAGAACCAUUUUGGAACAGGUAACUAAGAAAAAGUGUGUUUUUGAUGAUUUUAGUUCACUUGAUUUUAGUUCACUUCAAGAGGAAUUGAAAAGGGAGUUAUCUGGGCACAAAUUUCUUCUUGUAUUAGAUGAUGUUUGGAAUAAGGAAUAUGGCAGGUGGGAUGUCUUGAAUAGACCUUUCAUGUCAGGAGUUCCUGGAAGUAAAAUAAUUGUCACAACUCGAAAUAAGGAUGUUGGGACGAUGAUGAGAGGAGAUGAUGGAGUUUACAAUUUAGAAUUGCUACAAGAUGAUGCUUGUUUGCCACUAUUUGCACGACAUGCACUGGGAAAAGAGAACUUUGAUGCGCACCCAAACCUACAAGAUGUUGGUGAGAAGCUUGUUAAGAGGUGCAAAAGAUUGCCAUUAGCACUAAAAACACUUGGUGGCAUCUUGCGGGGAAAGCUGUGUCGUGAUGAGUGGGAAAAUGUAUUAAACAGUGAUAUAUGGAGUUCAUCGGAAGAUGAAAGUAGAAUUCUUCCUGCUCUGAGAUUGAGCUACAAUCAUCUUCCUUCUUACUUGAAGCGAUGCUUUGCUUAUUGUGCUUUGUUCCCUCAAGACUAUGAAUUUAAAGAAAAGGAGCUGGUUUUAUUAUGGAUGGUUGAGGGCUUAUUGCAGCAACAGUCAUGUGGAAAGAAGCAAGUGGAAGAGGAGAUUGGCCAUCAAUAUUUCCAUGAAUUAUUGUCCAAAUCACUCUUUUAGCAAUCAAGUACAAAUAAAUCACGAUUUGUGAUGCAUGACCUCAUAAAUGAUUUAGCUGUAAAUGUUGCUGGAAAAAUAUAUUGCAAUCUUGAAC
Rubroshorea leprosula is the source of this 4000-nucleotide messenger RNA. Lineage: Eukaryota; Viridiplantae; Streptophyta; Magnoliopsida; Malvales; Dipterocarpaceae. The record is from the annotation of a GenBank genome assembly.